This is a messenger RNA of Alosa sapidissima (American shad), 13846 nucleotides long. RefSeq names its product dynein heavy chain 6, axonemal-like. The transcript has 83 exons. NCBI's taxonomy places the organism in Eukaryota, Metazoa, Chordata, Actinopteri, Clupeiformes, Clupeidae. The coding region runs from base 304 to 13752 and encodes 4482 amino acids. Gene Ontology annotation, molecular function: ATP binding; dynein intermediate chain binding; ATP hydrolysis activity. Gene Ontology annotation, cellular component: dynein complex. The record is from RefSeq and is a predicted model, not a curated record. Gene Ontology annotation, biological process: microtubule-based movement.
UUUUAAAACAAAUUAGUGUUAACGUUAAGGUUCAUUGGAAUUAGGCAGAGGCUACAUUCUUUAUCUUUAUGUUGACUGGGCCAAUAUGAUAUUGGUGGGCUCUGGCUUAGUUAAUAUUAUAUGUCUGCAUCGCAAAAUAGCCUAACAGAUAACGUUAGGCCUAAAUUAGGCUUACUUAUGAUUUGUAACGUCUAGACCUAGCACUGCUAUCGUCAUCUAGCGUUAGCUUCUGACAUUAUUGUCUAAGCAAGAGGCGUAAAGUAGGCUAGCCUAAGCCAUAAAUAACAACACAAAUUGGACACGAUGACCUCAGAUGGAAACUCUCUCCGGAUAGAUACGUUAACGUUAAUGCACCGCAGACAGGUGCAGGAUGAAGAUGAUGAGGAUGUUUGCAGCUUAAUAUUAGGUCGUAAAGUCAGUGCUGAGGGUGGUAAACGCAGCGCAACUUUGUCGAAGUUGCCAACUAUCCGAAAGAUGGAACAGCGACUUAAGAAUCAAUCUUUCCCAGAGAUGCCACCACAUAAGUCAUUGAACGCAGAAAAAAGGCCUAUUCCAUUUCCAGAUAAUGUCAGAUCCACAGGGAGAAUCAGCCUGUCGCCUCUGAGGCCAAAGAGAGCGGCUCCCACAUCACAUAGAGCAACAUGGGAUUCCCUCGUCAUUCCAACCACAUGGAAUUACAAAGGGGUCAGAGUGAAGGAUGCCCGCUUUGACGACACAGAACCUGAAGAUGAUAAUGUUGUCAAUCAUAUCAUGAGACUCAGAAAUAAACAUGGUUGGCCAACCAUACCUGGCAGAAGAAUGCGGAGAUCAUACUCAGACUAUCUACAGGAAAAUCCACAUGAAAUGGAAGACACAGGGGAAUAUGUGUACUGCAUCAAAAGGAGCGGAGAUAAUGACCUUAUCCAGUAUAACCCAUAUGAUCUCAAAGUGGUCUCGGUUCAGACAGCCAAGCAGCACAGUCACUAUUGGACGGUCAGCGCCUCUUACAUACAUGAGGUAUCUGUGCUGGAUUCGUCCAGUGGGGAGAUGAUGCCUGUAUUGGAUUGGUUGGCUGAGAGGGAGCUCUUCCAGAAAAUCAAUCAGCUGCCAUGGUUGUCAAAGUUCAGGUUAUGGAAAUCUUUUACUAUAUGGAAGACAGUCAUCAGGCGUUCAGUUUUUUCCAAAGCAAAGAUCAGUGUGUCCGAGAAUCUGUUCUUUCUAGAUGACAUCCUUGCCAAAUGCCUUGUGCAAAUCAGAAUCUUACUGGAGGCAUCAUUUAACCAUAGAUACCCUGCCUCUGAGGAUGCCAUUUUUUUAAUAAAGUGGGAUGAAUCGCAAACUCGCUCCCUGUGGGAUUUCUGCGAAGCACAAAAGCAGCAGAGAGAAUUUGCUGCCAAGCAACUUCAGCAUCUCCAUGACAAAGUGGCGUCUAUGAUACGCUCUGCCUGCUUAGAGACUGCGGAGCUGCAGGGUGCAGUGAGACUUUUCCAACCCUGGGUGCCCGACCAUGGCUUGCGGCCUUUGUACACCCAGGUAGCGCAGUGGCGGACCCUACUGGGCCACUUUGGGCGAUUCCUUGCCAUGGUGGACUACAUGUUUGAGGAUGCACUGAGCAACCUGUUGAAAGCUGCCAUCUUCACUCUGCAUUCUGCCUUUUGGAGUUCCUACAACAACACACGGGCCAAUGUCAAACCAGACACUGGCACCAAAUGCCCUCAAGGAGAUGAUAUUGAUCAGUUUCUGAGGAAAACUGUACCUUCACAUGCAGGGAGCAAGGAAGUGAGAGCAGCAUUUGAAGUGAAUGUGGUACUUACCGUCCUCCCAGAUGCCAAGGAAGAUGCCAUGGAAAGCACCCUGCAACCGAGUGAUCAGGGUACAACAGGGGAGUCAGAGAAUCAGGAAGAAGUUCCCAAUGAAAACAGUACACCUGUUGUAAGUUUAGCUCCUAAGAAACUGGCAACAAUGACCCUUAGCCCCUCCCUGAAUGACUUUAUGAUGCAAACAGAAGGGGUGUUUGAGGGCAUCCAGACUGUCAUCGACAAACAGAUCUCCUUUAAUGACGACCCUAGUCUGCUGGACCUGCACUCUCCACCAGUGUUUGACCGCAAACUGUCUGUGGAUAUGAUUUCUGAGGAGGAAAGAAGCGAGACUUCAAGGCCCUGGCCCGACUUGGAACUACUGCUGGGCCAAGACUCGGUCUACCAGAUGCAGGUGUCAGAGAUCUUGAGUAUAGUGCAGACAGGCUUUGCUGAGGUGAAGAAGCACUGCUCCAAGAUGGAGGGCUUCUGUGAGAUGGUGGAGACGGCCAUGGUGCUGGACAUCGGCCGCUUUGUUAACGGGGAGAAGUGGACGGCGCAGGACAUGAGGUCCGUCCUCCUGGCACACACCGAGAGCGUGGAGGCGAUGAAGCGCAUGGAGAUGCGGAUGCGUGUCAACAUGCUGCUGGUGAGGUGCGAGCAGUACCAGCGGGACUGCCUGCACUACCCACAAGCACUCAUCACCAGCAUCCACUCCCUGCUGCCCGGCUUCGCCACGAAGAAAAACCUGGAGCUGAUGGAGGUAAUUCAAGGUGCCUUGAGAAAGCUGGAAUUGGAGAUAGUUACAGUGGAGGAGUUUGUGGACCAUCUCAAUUUCCUGAGUCAAAUCUCAGAGAAGCUCCCAGCUCUGGAGAGACAGUACCACUUCCUUGUGCAACUGUACACCAUCAUUAAUGAGUUUCAGAUCAUGAUUUCACCUGAGGACUUGGCUCUGUACCAUCACCUCAUACCCAGCUUCUACCACCUCAAGUCCACUGUCCUGAUCUGUGAGACAAAGAAGGAUGAUAAAAUCUUUACGUUCAAUGCUGACUUGAGCAAACAACUAACUAAACUCAGGCAUGACCUUGUGCUCAUCAAGUUGAAGAUAAACAAUCCACUACUGCUUUGCUCAGACACACUUCCUGAGAUGGUUGAUGAGGUUCUACAGGCCCUCACAGAAGAGCUGGCCAUCCACUCCAACAAAGCCUACAGCUACUUCAGCUUCAGGGAGCUCCUGGACUGCUCAUUCCCCAAGAAAAACGCCCCUCUGGUGGGCACCAGGGAGGGUGUGGCGACCUCUGUGGUCGAGCUGGAGCUGGCAGAUGUGAGCCAUGCACUCACUCUCCGCGGGAUGCUCUGGGACAUGCAGAAGGAUUGGGACAGGCAGUAUGACUUGUGGAAGACAAGCGCCUUUGACCAGCUGAAUGUGGACCACUUGCAGGACAGCAUCAGUCGCUUCACCCAGACCCUCUACAUGCUGGAGAAAGGCCUACCUGAAAAUGACAUCGUGCCACAGCUGAAGCAGAAGCUGGGAGAUUUUAAGCUUUGCUUGCCUAUCAUUGUUGCCAUGCGCAAUCCCCACCUUCACAAAAGGCACAUGGAGGAGAUCCACAAAAAAACUGGUCGUUUUUUGGUGCAUGAACAUACUUUUACUUUAGGAGACCUGCUCAACCUAAAAAUCCUGCAGUACAGCCAUUUGAUUAGCGAUAUCUCCACCACAGCAACGCACGAAGCUACCCUUGAGGCCAUGCUGAACAAUGUCAUUGACCUGUGGAAGAAUACGGACUUCCGUCUCAUCACCCACAACUCGGACACCUCCACCGUGAAUAUCAUCGCCUCGGCGGACGAUAUUAUGGCACAGCUGGAGGAGAGCCAGACCACCAUCAUCAGCAUGAAGUCAUCACGCUAUGUGGAGCCAAUCAAGGGAUUGAUUGAUGAAUGGGAACGCAAACUGAACCAGUUUGCCCAGACGCUGGGGGAAUGGGUCAUGUGCCAGAAGCGUUGGCUCUACCUGGAACCCAUAUUCUCAGCUGGGGGAAUCCAAAGACAGCUUCCUGAAGAGGCCAAGCUAUUCAGGCAGGUGGACCAGGCCUGGCAGCGACUGAUGCUCAAAACCCAGCAGCGCCCAAACGCUUUGAGAAGUGGCACUUUCCCUGGGGUGCUGGAGAUCCUUCAGAACAACAACAUGCAGUUGGAGAAGAUACAAAAAUGUCUAGAGGACUAUCUUGAGUCCAAGCGAACCGUUUUUCCAAGGUUCUACUUUCUCAGCAACGAAGAACUUCUUGAUGUUCUGACACAUAGUAGGAGCCCCAGUGUCAUACAGCCCUAUCUGGUGAAAUGUUUCUCUAACAUCCAUCAUCUGGAGAUGCAGGAGCAGGCUAUGCUAUAUCCAGUGCUGGUUAGGUUGCACUCAUGUGAAGGGGAAACUGUCACUAUGCCCAAAAAUGUUCAGAUCCGUGGGCCUGUUGAGCAAUGGAUGGGAAAUGUGGAGACUGCCAUGUACAGCACAGUUAAACGCCACAUGAAGUUGGCUGUGUUGGGCUGGAACCCUGCAGACUUCAGGAGCUGGGUUCUGUCACAUCCCGGCCAAGUUAUACUCACUGUGACUCAGAUCAUGUUCUGCUCAGACUGUGAGAAGUGUCUGAGUGGCGGCAGCGGCCAGCAGGAGGGUCUGAGAGCAGUGCGGCAGCAGGUGAUGGGCAGCCUGGAGGACCUGAUGACGCUGGUGUUGGAGCCGCUGGCUUGCCACCAACAGUCCACAGUAGAGGCCCUGUUCACCAUCCUGCUGCACUGCCGAGAUGUCCUGUCCAACCUGAUCCACCAUCACAUUGCCAGCGCUGAGGACUUUGAGUGGAGGAGGCAGCUGCUCUAUGACUGGCAUGACACCACCUCAAUGUGCUACGUGGUGCAGGCCAAGGCCUCCUUCCCUUAUGGCUAUGAGUACCAGGGCUGCUUGCCGCGGCUGAUCAUCACCCCACUCACUGACCGCUGUUGGCUUACCCUCACCAGGGCCCUGAGCCUUCACCUCGGGGCUGCGCUGGUUGGACCUGCAGCCACUGGGAAAACCGAAUCUGUCAAAGACCUGGCAAAUGUCCUGGGGAAAUUCUGCCUAGUCAUGAACUGCACAGCUCGUUUGGACUACAAGAUGAUGGGGAAGCUGCUCUCGGGCAUGGUGCAGUGUGGCGCCUGGUGCUGCUUCGAUGAGUUUAACUGCAUCAGUGUGGAGGUGCUCUCGGUCAUCGCUGCCCAGCUUCAGUCCAUUAAAGCAGCUAAGAACAGCCAUAGCGUGAGGUUUAUGUUUGAGGGCCGAGACAUCCGUCUGAAUGCUUUAUGUGGUUAUUUCAUCACCAUGAACCCAAGCUGUCGAGGUCGAGUAGAGCUCCCAGAGAAUUUAAAGACUCUUGUUCGGCCUGUGGCCAUGAUGGUGCCCAACGUCGACUUCAUUGCGGAAAUUAUUCUGUUGUCGGGGGGAUUCAAAUCUGCCAAAAUUCUCUCUAGAAAGAUGGUUCACCUCUACCAAGUUGCAAGCAAACAGCUGUCCCCACAGGAUCAUUAUGACUUUAGCAUGAGGGCAAUCAAGCCUGUUUUGCUAUUUGCUGGACAUAAAAGAAGAGCCAAAAUGUCGAUGUCACUUAGCUCAGAGGAAGAGUUUUACAUCAUUAUUUGUGCCCUGCAAGACUUUAAUGUACCUAAGCUCAUUCCUGAAGAUGUGCCCCUCUUCAAGAGCAUCAUGCAGGACAUAUUUCCAAAUGUCAUCGCUCCCAAAGCCGAGCACCCUCAACUGGAGAUUGCCAUCACCACAGCUACCAGUAUUCUAGGGCUGGAGCCGUGUCCAAGUCAAGCAGAGAAGGCCACCCAACUCUACACUCAGAUUUUGGCACGUGUGGGAGUUAUGCUGGUGGGGCCCACAGGAGGUGGGAAAACCACAGUGAGACUCAUACUGCAGCAUGCUCUAGAUAUGAUGCUUGACCAGAGAAGGAAGAGGUCCAGUAUGGGUGUCCAGAAAAUUAUGAAUGUGGACUGUUUCACGAUUAAUGCAAAGUGCUUGGGUCUGGGAGAGCUCUUUGGUCAGAGGAACCCCAACACUCUGGAGUGGACCGACGGCCUGCUGGCCUCUGUCAUAAGGGCCUACGCUAAAGAGCUCACACAGCUGGCGGAGAAGAGGAGAAAUAAACUGUCUUCAGAGGACGCAACACAUGGCCCAGUACCCCAAGCUUCAACAGGCCACUGCCAACAAGCUGCGCGUCAUAUUGAGAAGUGGCGCUGGAUCAUCAUGGACGGCCCAGUGGACAACCUGUGGGUGGAGAGCCUGAACACAGCCCUGGACGAGAGCCGCACUCUGUGUCUGAUGAACGGCGAGCGGAUCAGCCUUCCCGAGGGACUCAGCUUCCUCUUUGAAAUUGACUCCCUGGUCCACGCCACUCCAGCCACUAUUAGCCGCUGUGCUAUGGUCUAUGUGGAUCCGUUAGGAAUGGUCUGGAAGCUCUUUGUGGACCGCUGGCUCCAGGAGCUGCCUGAGCCUUUGCAGGACCAAGGCGUGGCCUACUUGAAGAAACUCUUUGAGAACACCGUGGAACAUGGUGUGGCGUUCAUGCACAAACACCAGAAGCUGCUCAGCUUCCCCAUCCCCGAACUGUCUUUAGUCAUGACCCUGUGCAGCAUCCUGGGUUCCAUCUUUAACCUGCUGGACAAGAAUGGUGGUUUGGGUAAGAGUGAAGAUGUGCCACAACCCUCUUCAAACUCCCAGAAGACUUCAAUAUACCUCAGUGAGGCAUCAAACAUAAGAGAGGAGUGUCGAUGGUUUCUGCAAAAAUACCCAGAAAAGCUGACAUCUCUACUGGGAAAACUGUAUGUGUUUGCCUACACCUGGGCUUUUGGUGGAGUCUUCAGCCAUGUGGAUGAAUUGGACGAUUCUCCCAUGACCUUCAAAGAAAAGAGUGACCCUCUGAAGACCAUGCCACGGGAGUUUCAGAGUUUGCUCCGAAAGUUAUUCGAUGGAGGCCAUCAUUAUGGCAUUACUCUCCCAACUGGAAACCGCACACUCUUCAGUUAUUUUGUGGAUCUGCAGACUAAUAGCUUUGUGCUGUGGGAUGAGCUUGUGUCCCCUACUGACAGUCUUAUUCGCAAAGGCAUGAGCGUAUUGAAUCCAUAUCUUAAUGACUCUCUGGGCCAGAGCCCAUGCUGUGAGCAUGUGGGCAACAUCGACAGCAUCCGCUACUCCUUCCUGCUCAGUCUGCUCCUCCUUAACAACCAGCCAGUUCUGCUCACAGGAGACUCAGGGGUUGGGAAGUCCAUUCUGAUUGAGAGCAUGCUUAAGAAAUUACAGAAGGACCAAGAGGACAUCGGAAACCCAUUAACUGUUCUUGGACAAGUGUUUCUGCAUAAUCAAGCCAAGAUAGCCAGCUUACUGGAAGAUGUGUCUCUAGUUACUGAUGGCUUCUUAGAUGGUGACAAGAGCCCUGUAAUGUCAGCUAUGAAGGAUUUGUUUGGGAGGUUGAAUGGCAUCCAGUCUGGCCCAGUGGAGAUGGGUAUCAUGACCCGGACCCUGCAGUGCACUGCACACAUGGAGCCUUCACAGUUACAAGCCCACGUGCUGCAGGGCCUCACCAAGAGGGCCAAAAAUCUAUUCGGCGGGCCCAAAAACAAGAAGGUAUUGAUUUUCUUGGACGACAUAAACAUGCCAGUGCCAGAUAGUGGUGGCGAUCAGCCGUGCUUGGAGCUGGUUCGUCAGUUCAUCGAGCUCCAGGGAGUUUAUGAUGCCAAGACACUCACUUGGAAGGGCAUCCAGGAUGUGACCUUCUGUGCAGCAGGGGCUCCCCCUGGUGGCGGUCGGCAGCAACUGAGCAGGCGGCUACUCAGGCAUUUUUCUGUGCUGGUGCUGACACACCCAUCCCAAAACACCAUGCAUCAUAUCUUUCAGGUUCAACUGGGGAAGUUCUUUGGCUCUAGGGAGUUCUGUAAGGAGGUGCGACAGUGUUGCAAUGCUCUGGUGUCAGCCUCCAUCGCUGUCUACAUGGAGAUGUGCCACACUGUACUGCCCACGCCUGCCAAAUACCACUACACAUUCAACCUCAGAGACCUGUCCAAAGUGAUCUAUGGCCUGAUGCAAUCCCACGAGUCCGAGCUGAGGUCAGAGGAGGCGGCUGCUCACUUGUUUGCCCACGAGGCCUCUCGAGUGUUCCAUGACCGUCUCAUGGAGGACCAAGACCGAAAGCUCUUCCACCAGAUCCUCUCCAAUGAGCUCCAGAUCCACUUUAAAAUCUUCUGGACAGCAGAGGCUCUCAUGAAGGAGCCUGUGAUGUUUGGAGACUACCUGGACCCUAGCAUACCCCCCGACUCCCGCAUCUACAAGCACAUCCAGGACAAAAAGAAGGUUCUCAGCGCCCUGGAGGACUGCCACAAGAAGCAUGUCAUGACAAAGCCUAAGUUCCCAAUGGUGUUUUUCAGAGAGGCUGUGGAACACAUCACACGGUCCGCUCGCAUCUUCCGCCAGCAGGGAGCCCACAUGAUGCUGAUUGGGCUUGAUGGCACUGGGAAGGAGGAGUGUGUGAAGCUGGCGUGCCACCUUACUGGCUGCCAUCUGUACCAGCUAUCUGUCUCCCACAACUGCACCUACAUUGACUUUCGGGAUGACCUGAAGAGGGUGUUUUAUCAGUCCGGCAUCCACCGGAAACGGACUGUGCUGCUCAUGACCGAUGCUGAAAUACUGAAGGACUCUGUCAUGAAGGACCUGGACUGUCUUCUGAAGUGUGGAGAUGUUCCUGGUCUAUUUACCAAUGAAGAAAUAGACCACAUCAUCUCUCAGAUUAAGACAAAUAGCAACACAGAUAAGAGGGAGGCGUAUGCCCACUUCAUACAGCAAGUCAGGCAGAGGCUGCACAUUUGUCUAGCGCUGAGCCCAGCGGGCCCUCGCUUGCGCCAGUUUUGCUGGGCCUAUCCGGCCCUACUUGGCUGCUGCAAUAUCGACUGGUACAGCCCGUGGUCCAGAGAGUCCCUGCUGCAGGUGGCCAAGAGCACUUACAACGACUUCAACCAUCCAGGCUGGGGCUUGCAGGACAAAGUGGCCCAUGCCUGUGUAGACAUGCACUACAGCGUAUCCCAGAUUGCUGAACAGUACUGGCAGGAGACCAGGAGGCCGUACUACGUGGUGCCCAGCAUCUUCAGUGAAUACAUGUCCACCUUCACCAAGAUGUUCUACUCCAGAGAGGAGGAACUCUAUAGCAUCAGGAAUCGUUACACGAACGGACUUACUAUUUUGUCAGAGGCAACAUCUCUUGUCACUGUGAUGAAGGAGGAACUUGUAGCUUUGAGCUAUAAAAUAGAGGAGAAAUCAAAGGAAAUAGAAAUUCUGAUGGAGAAGCUUCAGAAGGAUGCUGAGAUUGUGGAGCAGGUCAGAGCCAUCGUUCAAAUGGAGGAGGGUGUUAUGGCUCAGGAGACUCAAAUAGUUCAGGACUACGCCCAGGAGGCCCAUGCUGAUUUGAAUAAAGCUUUGCCUUUACUGGAGAAUGCUAUUGCAGCCUUAGAUAGCCUGGACAAAAAUGAUAUCUCAGAGAUAAGGGUCUACACUAACCCACCGGACCUGGUUCUGACUGUGAUGUAUGCCAUCUGCAUCUUGCUGCAGCAGAAGCCGACUUGGACUGUGGCAAAGCAGCUGCUGGCUGAUCCAGGCUUCCUCAAGAGGCUGGUCAACCUGGACAAGGACAGCCUGCCAGAGAAGGUGUUCUUCAACCUGAGGAGAUACUCCAAAGACCCUGAAUUCACCCCAGAGAAGGUGGGCAGAGUGUCCAUGGCUUGCCGCUCUAUGUGCCAGUGGAUACUUGCACUGGAUCAUUACCAUAAUAUGAAUAAGAUAAUUGAGCCUAAACAGAAGAAGGUCAGAGUGGCUGAAGAGGCCCUCGCAAAGGCUAAGUGGAAUAUCAAGCAGAAACAGAAGAACCUCUCAAAGAUCGAACGCCACCAGGCAGACCUGCAGCAGAGCUAUGACGCCAGCGUGGCUGAGAAGACUGAGCUGGCUGCCCGGAGGGAGCUCACCAUCAAACGAGUGCAGAGGGCUGGACAGCUGAUUGCAGCCCUGUCUGAUGAGAAGGAGCGCUGGGAGAGCGUUGUGACUGAGCUGGACCUGCAGCUGAAGCACAUUGUGGGCGACACCAUCAUCUCCGCUGCCUUCAUCACCUACUGUGGCCCGCUGACCGCCGCCUACCGCGAGACCCUCGUCAAGACCUGGCAGGAGUCGUGCCGCAGUGCCGACAUCGCCGCAUCCGAGGACUACACCUUCAUCGGCACCAUGACCAAAAAGAAUGAGGUGCAGCACUGGCACAACAAUGGUCUGCCAUCAGACCAGACCUCUACCGAGAACGCCAUCAUCAUAAAGAACGGGCCCCACUGCCCGGUGAUUGUAGACCCCCAGGGACAGGCCAAGCACUGGCUGAUCUGUAAGGAGGGAGUGGGCCUCUACAAGGUCCAGGCAUCCAACCCCAACUACAUGAAAACAGUGGAGCGAGCCAUUCGCAUGGGGGAUGCUGUAUUGAUCCAGGACAUAAGUGAGAAUGUGGACCCCUGUCUUCGACCAGUAUUGGUGAAAAACAUCACCAUCCGAGAGGGACAUUCCUUCAUCAAGAUUGGAGACACUGAAUUAGAAUACAAUCCCAACUUCAGACUGUACCUGACCACCUCGCUGCCCAACCCUCACUUCCUGCCGGGUGUGUGCAUCAUCAUCAAGCUGAUCAACUUCAACGCGGAAUACGAGAGCCUGCAGGAGCAGCUGCUGUCCAGCGCAUUCAAGCUGCAGCAGCCAGAACUGGAGCAGCAACACAACCAGCUGCUGCACACCAUCAUCGCACACCACUUUGACCUCCACCAGCUGGAGGAGAGGUCACUCCAGCUGCUGCAGGAAACCAUGGGGAAUAUCCUGGAUGACCAGUCUCUCAUUGACAACAUGAGAAAAACCAAAGAGACCUUCAGCAAGAUCUCUCAGCGUGCCCAGAUGGCCAAGGACAAAGACAAGGAGAUUGGCGAGUUACGCAAGAAAUACCUGCCUAUCGCCAGUUACAGCACUCACCUGUACAUCGUGCUGACCGAGCUCACCCAGAUCAACUACAUGUACCAGUUUUCCCUGGAGUGGUUCUUGGACAAGUACAUGAAAGCGGUGCAAUGGGGCAACGAGGCGCCCGAGAGGCCGGGGGAGGGAGCGAUGACGCGGGUGUGCAGCUCAGUCACCCGCACCGACUUCGAGACAAUGGACCACAGUCGCUACCUGGUCUCUGUGUUGGAUCGCAUCACCGAGAGUAUCUACAAGGAGGUGUCCCUGGCUCUGUUCGCUGAGCACCAGCUAUGCUUUUCCUUCCUGAUGUGCUGCCGGAUCAUGCAAAUGGAGGGUGGCUGCGCCAUAUCUGGCUGCCCCACACGCGAGCCGUUGCCAGCCAAGGAGUGGUACGCCUUCCUACACACGCCCAUGCUGGCCAGAAUGCUGACGGGGGCGCCGACGCCGACGAAGACCCAUGAGCCACCGGCCUACGCCCACUGGCUGACGGACAGCAUGUGGACCCAGUGCCAGUACCUGAGCGCACACUUUCCGGCCUUUUCCGGCCUGUGUCACUCUCUGCAGGCCAACCCGGGCCAGUGGAGUGCCUUCCACCAGGCUGACGGCCUCUACAGCUUCCUGGGUCAGCCGUACAUGGAGCCAGGCUCAGCACCUGUGGCGACCACACCUGUCAGCAUCAAACACAUCACAGUGUUUGCAUGGGAGAACCUGUCUGGCUUCCAAAGACUCAUUCUGAUUAAGGUUCUGCGAACAGAGUGUCUCAUAUCAGCAGUGAGGAGGUUUGUUUUGGAAAAGUUUGGAGCAAAGUAUGCGGAAGGGAGCAAAAUGAGUCUGCGUGAUGUCUACGAGCACUCCAGCUCUAACAUCCCCAUCAUCUUCCUCCUCUCACCUGGCACAGACCCGGCUUCCCUCUUGCUACGCCUGGCCCAUGAGCAACGUGGCAGCAGCCUGCACCUGGACAUGGUGUCCCUGGGCCAGGGCCAGGGCCCGCGAGCCGACGAGCUGGUCAGCAAGGCACAAGUGCUCAAGGGCCGCUGGGUCUUCCUACAGAACUGCCACCUGGCGGCCUCCUUCAUGCCUCGUCUGCACACUAUCGUGAACUCGUUGAAGUGGAAAGGUUCUGACCUGGACCCACAAUUCCGUCUGUGGCUCUCCUCAAAACCUGACCCGGUCUUCCCAGUAUCCAUACUGCAGAGGGGCUUUAAGGUGGCUGUGGAGUCUCCUCAGGGCCUGAAGGAGAAGCUGCUGCACAUAGUGGGCAUCAACGGGGAGGUGACCGACAAGACCUUCAGCAAGGCCGACUGUGGCUCCGCCUGGAAGAGCCUGGUGUUCAGCCUUUGCUUUUUCCACGCCAUCGUGCAGGAGAGAAAGAAGUACGGCACCCUGGGCUGGAACAUCCCCUACACGUUCACCUCCUCGGACCUGGAGGUGUCCCUGCUGAACCAGGAAGCGAUGCUGACGGCCAGCGAGGGCGCGGAGGUGCCCUGGGCGGCGCUCCACUACCUGAUGGGAGAGGUGGUGUACGGCGGCCACAUCAUGGACCCCUGGGACCACCGUUGCCUGACGGCCAUCCUGCAGCGCUGUUACAACCCCCGAGUGCUCCAGGAGGGACUAUUCUCCUCCCAGGCCCAGGGUUACCCAGCUUUCCCCAAAGACGCCAGCUGGUCGCAGUGCCAUGCCUACAUAGAGAACAUGCCGGAAAAAGAACUGGCCGAGUUAUUUGGCAUCGACAGAAAUACAGAGGCAAUAGUGCGGCAGCAUCAGGCCCAGCAGCUGCUGCAGGCGGUCAUCAACCUGCAGCCUCAGGUCAGUGACGUCCACCUGCACACCAGGUCAGGGAGAACCAGGAAACCUGCAGAGAAACAGAGUCAGAAGAGACACAGCGACACCGAGUCCAAAGACAAAGUGGUCCUGAAGAUGGCCAACUACAUUCUAAAGAAACUUCCAGAACAAGUCGAGUCCAAUCAAGGCCAGACAAAGCUGCAAGAUGUUUUGGCUGAAAUCAGCUCAGAGGCAAAAGAAGAAGGUGGGCAGCACUCGUUGGCACUGCUGGUGGUCCUGAAGGAGGAGAUCAGGCGUUUUGACCGGCUGCUGGCUGCUGUCCACUCCACUCUGCUCCACUUCUGCAGUGCCAUCAAGGGCGAGACACUCAUGACCCAGAACAUGGAGGAGAUCCACAAUGCACUGCUCACCAUGGUGGUGCCUGCUGCCUGGAAGGUGCUGUCGUAUGAGUCAUGCAAAGCGCUGGGCUCCUGGGUGCUUGACCUGGAGCGUAGGGUCAGUUUCAUCCAAGCCUGGAGUGACCAUGUCAAAUCCAAGCAUGUGAAAAGAACUGAACAAUCCACUGGUGGUGGGACGUUCUUCCACAAGGGCAACCCACGCCGCUACUGGCUGUCUGGGUUCUUCUUCCCCCAAGGGUUUCUCACGGCCGUGCUGCAGACGUACGCCCGCAAAAGGAGCCUGCCGAUGGACUCACUGUGCUUCAGCUACCACGUGCAAAAAGACACGCUGGACUGGAGCACAGUCCCCCACAAGACCCAGUUACUGUUUGAGGGUGCAGAUCCACCUGAGGACGGCGUGCUGGUAUACGGACUCUACCUGAACGGCGCCAGAUGGGACCCAGAGUCGCAGACGCUGCAGGAGACGCUGCCCAAACUCCAGCACUACCCCAUGCCCGAGAUCCACUUCCUGCCCUGCCAGAAAUCGGAUGAGCCACCACCACAUCGGUCAGAGCCAGAGGAGCAUCUGAAGACGGGCGGUGAGGGGGAGCGGUCCUUCUACGAGUGCCCUCUCUACUGCACUUCCAAGCGCGCUGGCUACCUGUCUUCCACCGGCUUUUCCAGCAACUUCAUCACAGCCAUGUCGCUGCCCACCACCAUACCCGCCUCCCAAUGGAUCUUCAAGGGCACCACCAUGCUGUGCCAGCUGGACGAGUGAGCCCAUCGGUACCCUUCAAAAAGCGCAGCUCACACGUCUGCUCCAAAUUCAAUCCCUGAAUUUUUGUAAAGCUUAGGUAUUUUGUGCAAAGCAA